AUGUCUUUCCGUUCGUUCUUGGGCGGUACCCGUGCAUCCAUUCCGGCUGUGGUUUCUUCAUGGAAGCAUUUGUUGUCCGAGUUCACAUGGCGUCCCUCUAAUAUUUUUUCUCAGGUUCGGUUUGCUUCCAAUCUCGGACCUCGUCGCACGAAGUACCGCAAGUCGCACAAGGGCCGUGUCUCAUUUCCCAUCGGCGGCUCUGUUAAGGGAACAACUGUAACGCAGGGGAUGUAUGGCAUUCGAACACUUGAACCUUGCCGUAUUACUGCUACUCAGCUCACCGCUGCCGAAACAGCUUUGAAGCGUAAGCUCAAAGUCGUCCGUGGUUCUCAGGUAUUCAUGCGCGUCUUCCCUGACGUACCUGUCUGUGUCAAAGGUAACGAGACCCGUAUGGGCAAGGGUAAAGGCUCUUUUGAAUACUGGGCUUGUCGCGUGCCUGUUGGCCGUGUCCUUUUUGAGAUUGGUGGUCAUGUCGAAGUACGUCCAGAAGUGGCCAAGGAUGCACUACGCCUUGCUGCUGCCAAGUUGCCUAUCCGUACGGAAUUCAUCACUGCCUCUACCCCGCCUCGCCUUGGCCGUGAAGUCAAUCCUGACCUGUCCAAGCCGAAGCUUGGAAAACAACCAUGA
Messenger RNA from Malassezia pachydermatis, 627 nucleotides. RefSeq names its product mrpl16-mitochondrial ribosomal large subunit. Gene Ontology annotation, cellular component: ribosome; mitochondrial large ribosomal subunit. Gene Ontology annotation, molecular function: structural constituent of ribosome; rRNA binding. The transcript has 3 exons. Lineage: Eukaryota; Fungi; Basidiomycota; Malasseziomycetes; Malasseziales; Malasseziaceae. The record is from RefSeq and is a predicted model, not a curated record. Gene Ontology annotation, biological process: mitochondrial translation. The coding region runs from base 1 to 627 and encodes 208 amino acids.